Microplitis mediator is the source of this 5090-nucleotide messenger RNA. RefSeq names its product eIF-2-alpha kinase GCN2-like. The coding region runs from base 155 to 4999 and encodes 1614 amino acids. Lineage: Eukaryota; Metazoa; Arthropoda; Insecta; Hymenoptera; Braconidae. Gene Ontology annotation, biological process: DNA damage checkpoint signaling; regulation of translational initiation by eIF2 alpha phosphorylation. Gene Ontology annotation, molecular function: protein binding; eukaryotic translation initiation factor 2alpha kinase activity; ATP binding. The transcript has 8 exons. The record is from RefSeq and is a predicted model, not a curated record. Gene Ontology annotation, cellular component: cytosol.
GCACAUUCUAUCAAGUGUUAACCUCAACAACAUGUCGGUUUGUACAUAUUAGUAUAUAAAUAAAAUUACAUAUUAUUUUUUAUUGUAAAUAUAUAUCUUUUACACAAUAAUGAAAUAUUCAAGUAAAAAAAAUACGAAUUAAUGAUUAGUGACAAUGUCUCAGUUAGAAUCAUGUCAAGAUAGACAAAAUAAUGAAUUUGAAGUUUUAAAGUCAAUAUUUGGAGAUGAUUUAAAAGAUCUUAGAAAUAAUAAAAUAGCAAGAAAACGAAAAUGGCAACCAAUGGACUUAAGCAUCACAUUGACACCAUCACAGGGAAUGUCAGGACCAGUACAAGUUUAUGCACAAAUAGACUUACGUGUCACUUGUGGAGAUACAUAUCCAGAAGAUGUUCCGCAUUUACAAUUGAAAAAUAGUUUAGGUCUUUCUGAUGAACAAAUCAGUGUUUUGUAUUCAGAAGUAAAAGACUUGGCCGAUAAAUUAAAAGGAGAAGUCAUGAUCUAUGAGCUAAGUCAGCACAUUCAGAAAUUUUUACAUACGCAUAAUAAACCGAGUUAUGAAAGUUUUUAUGAAGAGAUGGUAUCACGUCGUGAAGAAAAAAUUCAAUCCGAGAUGCAGGAGAAGCAGUUGAAAGAAAAUCAUGAACGUCAGGUAUUGCAAGAUGAAAUUCAAAGACGUCAAGAAACUUUAAAAGCAGAGUCUCGUGAUCGUAAAAGAUUGGCACGGUCAUCUCUGGAAUCCAAUACAAUUUCUCAGUCAUUCCCAUCGUCACCUCAAGAACGUGUACGAGUAUACUCUCGAAGAAGAUGCCUAAGUACAUCCGAAAGUUCAGGAAAUCUAUCAUGUGAAGCUGCGGACACAAAAGUAUUAAAUUUUUUAAGUAAUAAAGAUGAAAGACAAGUUCAUCUGGUUAAAUGUCUUGGACACAGUGCUAAAGGAUCAAUUAUUUAUGCGGGUGUUGACAUUGUUACUGUUGAGCAUCUGGCUGUUACCGAGUGGCCAUUUAAAUUUUCACCGCGUGAAGAAAGAGAUAGUGAGUCAGAUACUCUAGACUUGCAACAAUUAAUGAAACAAGUAGGAAGUAUUGAACAAGAAUUGUAUUAUCUACAAAAACUUGACCAUCCUAAUCUUGUUCAUUAUUUAAAUAUCAAGUACUUGCAAAAUAAAAAUAGUGUUGUUGUUUAUAUACUUCAAGAAUUCGUUGUUGGUACAACUUGUUCAUUUUUUCAAAAAAAAAAUAUUCCUGUAAAUAUUGAUAUGCUGAGAUAUCUCGCCACGGGAGUUCUCGGUGCAUUGGAGUAUUUGCAUGAUAAUAAUAUUGCACAUAAAGAUUUAACAGACUCGAGCAUAUAUAUAGACAACACUGGUGUCGUGAGAGUGUCUAAUUAUUCGUUAACCAAAAGGCUUUCAGAUAUUUAUCGUUCGUGUUGUCUGGGUAAAAUCAAUAAUAAUUUUUCUUCUAUUCAAGAAAAAGGGGAAAAAGAAUUAGAUAUUUAUAGAUUCGGUACUUUACUUCUGACGCUAUUAAAAGUGAAGAUAGUGUCAGACAAUGAAGGGGACUGGGGAUUAAAUUUGCCGUCAACGUUGAGAGAUUUUUUGUCAAAAUGUUUGAAUCGUGAUGAGAAACUGCGAUGGUCUGCUAAACAAUUACAGCAACACAGUUUUAUUCGGACACCAAUUGUUAAUGAACUGUCAUUGCCAAAAUGUGAUGAUAAUGAGGAUAAAAAUUCUGAAUCUGAAGAGCCCACGUUUGAUCUUAAAUCUUAUUUGCCAACUUUGGAUAGUAAUUCACGAUUUAAAAAUGAGUUUGAGAUUCUUCAACUGCUAGGUGAAGGCGCGUUUGGUGAUGUUUGGAAAGUGAAAAAUAAAUUAGACGGUAGAUUUUAUGCCAUCAAACGAAUUGCGUUGAAUCCAAAGAUAAGUGAGUUAAAUAAAAAAAUGAUACGGGAGGUUAAAUUACUCUCGAGACUGAAUCAUGAAAAUGUUGUAAGAUAUUAUAACUCGUGGAUUGAAAAUGUUACUGUAAAUAAAGUCAGAGGAAAUUCUACGUCGUCAUCAGAAAUUACGACUGUUAAUGAAAAUAAAGUAGGAGAUUCAGAAAAAUUCAAGUCUGAAAGAAUUAUAAAAUUAUUGACGCCAGUUAAUGAUGUUGAGUGGACGGUGUCGUUUGAGAACCCGUCAAAUGUCGCUUCUGAUGAAGAUUACAGCAGUAAUUUUAGUGAUGAGGAUACCGAAGAUGAAAGUGAAUCAUAUCAUUCUCCGCAAAAAUCUUUGGAUGAUUCAGACAGUAUAGAAUUUAAAAUAGAUAGUGAAUCUCAAAUAAUUGAUUCUAAGGCAGAGUCAUACGAAACAUCGGAAAAAAUAACGAGCGAAGAGAACAGUAUUAUGGAACAUAAAACUAAAUUUAUGUAUAUACAAAUGGAGUUUUGUGAAAAAAGUACACUGAGAACUGCAAUUGAUAAUAAUUUGUAUGAAGAUAAAGAUCGUGUUUGGCGGUUGUUUAGAGAAAUGGUUGAGGGUAUCGCGUAUAUUCAUCAACAAGGAAUGAUUCACCGGGAUUUAAAACCAGUAAAUAUAUUUUUAGACAGUAAUGAUCAUGUUAAAAUUGGCGAUUUUGGUUUAGCGACGACAAAUAUAUUAUGCUCGAUUGUACAAACAAUCGAUAAUGAAAGAGAAGCUGAAAUAGAAAAUAAAAAUGAUAUCAUUCUCGAUGAGCCGAGAUCAAUGACUGGUCAAGUGGGAACUGCUCUCUACGUUGCUCCAGAGUUGAGAAUUGAAGUAGCAAAAGCUCGAUAUAAUCAAAAGGUUGACAUUUACAGCCUUGGGAUAAUACUCUUUGAAAUGUGUUACAAACCACCUGAAACUAAAAUGGAAAGAGUUACUAUUCUUCAAAAAGUAAGAUCUAAAGAAAUAAUUCUUCCUUCUGAUAUGACCGAGACUGAAAUGCCACAUCAAAUUCAUCUUUUGCGUUGGUUACUCAAUCAUGACCCUAGUCAACGACCAACAGCUCAAGAGCUUCUAACGUCUGAAUAUCUACCUCCACCGUUGCUAGUAGAGGCGGAAUUACAAGAAAUGGUACAACACACAUUGUCAAACAGUCAAAGUAAAGCUUACAAAUAUAUGAUUGCUUGUUGUUUUGCUCAAGAAGUCACCCCAGCUGAAGAUAUAACCUACGAUAUGAAUUUACCUAGUCGGCCAGCUACCAGUUCAGUGUCAGUGGUGAAUGAGCUUUUGCAUGAACACGUUAAAUCUGAAGUUAUUGACGUAUUUCAACGCCAUGGAGGUGUUUACUUAGCGACACCAUUAUUGAUGCCUAAGUCUGGGCAGUUGUACGAUCUUACCGAGACUUGUGUUAAGUUAAUGACACACUCUGGAAGUAUUGUAACCAUCCCUCAUGACCUCAGAGCACCAUUCGCACGAUAUGUUGCGCGGAAUAAUAUUUUACAUUUUCGGAGGUAUGCCAUCGAACGAGUAUUUAGAGAGAAAAAGGUUCAUGGAUUUCAUCCCAGAGAGCUGUAUGAAUGUGCCUUUGACAUUAUAAGUUCAACUGUAGAUCUAAUGGCUGAAGCGGAACUCAUCCGUAUUUCCUAUGAAAUUUUUAAUGAAUUUUCAGAGUUAUGUCAACGUGAUUUUACCGUUCGUAUAAACCACACUUCAUUACUCCAUGCAGUUCUCAUGUACUGCGGGAUCGGUCCCGAGAAGUAUCAAGACAUAUAUUCAAUACUAUGUGAUGCACGUGACGGUAAGUGCUCAAAGCUUCAAGUGCAAACACAUUUUAUAAGUUUAUGUCUGACCGACCAAGCUAUGGAGACACUUCUAAAUUUAUUUGAUACUGAAAACAAUGUUUCUAAGAUCGCGAGUAUACUUAAGACAAUAACAAAGCGAAAAGGAGAUGCUGCUGUCUUGGCAAAAAAUGCUCUUAGAGAAAUUGAGACUGUUACUGCUCAUGUUAAAGCGUUAGGAGUCAAGUGGUCAAUCGUCAUCGUCCCGCUUUUGGCUCACAAUAUGAAGCAACACAGCGGAAUAAUUUUUCAAAUAUCUUGUGAUUUAAAACGCAAACGACGAUCUGCAGGCCAGGAUGUAAUAGCAGCAGGUGGUCGGUACGAUAAUAUGCUCCAAUCAUUCAAAGAAAUUUCAAAACGCUCAGGUUUAACAAACAAAGAAGUAUCACAUCACGGUGUCGGUUUAAGUAUUUCUCUUGAUAAACUUGUCUGUGCCAUUCAAGAAGUGAUAUUAGAAGAUACAAAUAAUGAAAUAAGUAUAAAUAGAUUUAGAAUAGAUGUUGCUGUAGGAUUUAUUGACAGUAAACCAGAACGAGAGCAUGAGUUAGCUGAUCUUUUUCGCGAAUUAUGGUCUCUUGGUCUUCGUGUAACUAAACUUGAUUUCUGUCGAACUGAAGAAAUUCUUGAGUACUGUCGUGAAAAUUUAAUUCCUCAUGUAAUUAUAUUGCACAGUGGAAUAGGAAAUCUUAUUUUAUACUCAUGGGAAUACGAUACAUUUAAAGAACAAAAAAUUUGUAUUACUGAAAUUACAGAGCAUCUACAAAGACAAACUGACACACUGCCAGUUUUAAACAGAUCUGAUAGCAAAAUACGUACCACUGAUUCUACAAAUUCAUCAUUAAGCUAUCAUAAUAUUAAUUUUAAUUUUAUACCUACUGAAAGAGACAAGCUGUCUGAUAACGUAAGAAGAAAUUAUAAAAACACCAUGUUAGCUCAAAUGUCAGCUUCUCUGCAACGUAUAUCCUGCAAAGUGUCUAUUGAAGUGUUCGCUCUAUUUCUCGAGAUGCCCGUAAUCAGGACACUAUUUAAACUUUUGGAAAUUGACGAAAAAGAACAAGAUUUUCAAAAGAGUAUUCAACUUGUUAUUGAAGAACAUUUGCAUCAAAAAAAAUAUAUUGAACAAGUAUGCGAUAAAAUAUGGGAACUGCGAAACGAAAAACAACGACCUGUUUUGGUCCUCUACAGUCUGAUUGAUAAUCGUUAUAUUAUUUUCAUGUAAAUUUAUAUGAAUCAUUUUUAAAAUCAGUUUGGUAAAUUAACUUGUACAUGUAUUUUUAAUAAAAAUUUAUUAUUACAUAAUUAUUAUAUUU